Messenger RNA from Olea europaea var. sylvestris, 1386 nucleotides. Its product is annotated as ATP-dependent DNA helicase PIF1-like. The record is from RefSeq and is a predicted model, not a curated record. The transcript is spliced from 2 exons. NCBI's taxonomy places the organism in Eukaryota, Viridiplantae, Streptophyta, Magnoliopsida, Lamiales, Oleaceae. Gene Ontology annotation, biological process: telomere maintenance; DNA repair. Bases 1 to 1386 code for a protein of 461 amino acids. Gene Ontology annotation, molecular function: DNA helicase activity.
AUGCCUAUCUCUUUAAGACGUCUUUUUGCUACAUUUCUCACGCUUUGCAACCCUAAUGAUUCGAAGUUCCUAUGGGAUAAAUUCAAAGUUUACAUGAUUGAUGAUUACGUGCAUGAAAAUAUUCAGGUAGAGGUUGCUGAAGUAAAAGCUCUACAGGAUAUUAAUUUUAUUUUAGAAUCGUUAGGUAAAAACAUAAAUGAGUAUGGAUUAGUAUCGUUUGAUGUAAAUAUAGAUGAGGAUGAAAGGUUGAGAAGAAUGGUUGCAGAGGAGACAAUUAAUUUUGAUGUUCAAGGGGGAUAUGCUUAUGCAUCAACCUUAAAUAAUGAACAGCAGUUUGCAUAUGAUAUAAUUAUGGAGAAAGUAAAAUUGGAAUUAGGAGGCACUUUCUUCAUUGAUGGUCCAGGUGGAACAGGCAAGACUUUUUUAUACAAAGCACUUUUAGCUAGUGUAAGAUCACAAAAUUUAAUUGCCUUGGCAACUGCAUCCUCUGGAGUAUCUCCAUCUUUAUUGCCAGGAGGUCGAACGGCUCAUUCAAGAUUUAAAAUUCCUUUGGAAACAAUUGGUGAAAUUAUUUGUCCUAUUAGCAAGCAAUCAGCAUUGGCAACUUUGUUCAAAAUGUGUAGAUUAAUAAUUUGGGAUGAGGCACCUAAGGUAAAUCGUUGUGCUGUUGAAGUUGUAGAUAAAAUGCUUAGAGAUAUUACCAAUUGUAAUUUUCCUUUCGGGGGAAAAGUUAUAGUUCUCAAAGGAGAUUUUCGCCAAAUUUUACCAGUGGUACCUAAAGGAAAAGAAGAAGACAUUAUAAAGGCUAGCUUAGUUUUCUCUAAAUUAUGGCCUUUGUUUUUUCAUUUACCAUUAAUCCAAAAUAUGAGAGCAAAAUUAGAUCCUGUAUUUUGUGAUUAUUUGCUUAGAAUUGGAAAUGGAAUAGAGCAAGAACAUGAUUGUAAAUGUAUUAAGCUUCCAAAUAGUAUAAUUUUACCAUUUGAGGAUGAGAUUUCGUCUUUAAAAAACUUAAUACAUCAUGUUUUUUCAAAUAUAGAAGAAUAUGUUGAUAAUUUACAUAUGAUGGUUAAUCGAGUUAUUCUUACUCCCAGAAAUGACUGUGUUGAUCAUAUUAAUAGAAUUUUGUUGGAGCAGAUUCCUGGACAAAUUUUCACAUAUUAUAGUUUCGAUGAAGCAAUUGAUCAGUCAGAACAGAGCCUACAAGAAGACUUGUUAAAUAGUUUAACUUUAAAUGGUAUACCACCACAUGAAUUAAACCUUAAGCGGCACUUUCAGCCAUUGAAAGUAAGUAUGCUGGCUAAGUCUUUCUGCAUGCCUCUUGUUUCUAUCCAUGUUGGGAAGAUCGGCAAGCAAUGGAGCUUCUUAUGUCCAACAUCCAUGAGGUAG